ACUAAUUCACACUUCACAAUCACAGUUUCACGAAAUUAUCAAUUUUAAAAUAAACAGUUGAACUAUCUUUAACGUUUAAACUACAGUCUCUUCGUCCGCGUGUUGUUUAAAACUAGUAUUGUAAACAAAUAAUCGGUCGGCUGUACCUACAAGAGUAGGUAGGCAUGACAUAACCGGCGCCGGUUUUCCUUCUACUACUUCACAACGUAUAAAUACGCCGCAUUCACGUAUUUACCGGUCAGUCAGUAAUUUUCCUCGUUUCGAGUAGUCGUUAGUGUAUAACACAAACGCGUCAUAGGCAUAAUAAUUAUAUUUUAAAAAAUGCCAAACGCGAGGUAGCAUCAGUGUUCUAAAUUCAAGUGCUUUAAAUUUUGCAAAUUCAAACAUUGGUUGUGACAAGUGUGUGUAAGAACUGAACAAAAGCGAAAAUGCCUAAAUUAAUGAAAUUAGUGCUUUGUGUGGCGUUUGUGGCGUUGUGCUGCGGACAACCCUUACAGAAGCCAGUAGAAAACAACACGGGUCUCCACAAUGGAUUGUCGGAGAAAAUCGGAAACUUUUCGAUAGAAAUAUUGUUCCACACAUCGAAAACUUUGAAGGAGGGUGACAAUUUCAUAAUGUCGCCGAUUACCGUUUGGAGCGUACUUGCUGUGAUCGCGGAAGGUGCGGCCGGAGAUACGAGAAACGAAAUUAACAACGUACUUCGUCUCUCGGCGCGAAACAAGGAGUCGACGCGCACCGGCUUCAGAAACAUCACACAAUGGCUACAAGUAAACACUGGAACAGUGAAACUAGCCAAAAUAAACGCCAUUUUCGUCGACAAAGACCGACUUCCUCUACCAGAGUUCACAGAAGUCUCUAAGAAUUACUACCAAACUGAAAUGGUGACUUUAGACUUUAAGGACAGCGUGAGAUCAGCAAACAUACUCAACCAAGCCAUCUCAAACAUUACUCACGGGAAAAUACCCAAUAUGGUUGACGCUAGUUACUUCCAAGACUCACAAAUGGUGUUGACUAGUGCUCUGUACUUCAAGGGACAAUGGUCAAUGCCUUUUAAUGCGUCAUCGACAUCAAAAAUGCCUUUCUACGAUUCCAAGGGCCAAAAGAUUGGUGAUGUCAACAUGAUGUACAACAGACACACAUACCCAUUCUCAAACAUCAGGGAACUUCAAGCCAGAGUUAUUGAGCUGCCGUACGGCAAUGAAAACAGGCUUUCAAUGUUGAUAAUGUUACCAAACCCUGGUGUUUCCCUAGAAGACAUGUUCUCAAACUUUAAGAACGUAAACCUGGACACAUUCUUUGAGGAACUAAGAGUAUCUAAGGAAGAAUAUUCAGACGACGAGGUAGACUGCUACAUCCCAAGGUUUAAGAUCCAGUCUGACAUUGAUCUGACAAAUGUAUUGAAGAAUCGUUUGGGCAUCCAGGAGCUGUUUGACCAAUCCAGGGCCAAGUUACCCUUCAUGGCUCGUACACCUUUAUAUGUAUCCAAAGUGGUACACAAAGCUGAGAUAGAGGUCACUGAAGAGGGAACAGAGGCUGCAGGAGUAACAGUAGCUGAGUUCAGCAACAGAAUAGGAGUAGUACAGUUCCAAGCCAACCGACCAUUCACAUACAUGAUCAUAGAAAAAGUAACAAAUUCAAUCGUUUUCGGAGGUUUCUACAAAACUCCCUCUUUGUAUUGAGCAUUAGGAAAAAUGUAAUUGAGCGUACAAAGUCUGCAUUUAGACACGAAAACUCAUUGGUGGCUUAACCGUUUUGUUGAAUAGAACACGCAGAAUAAAAAUUCAAAUUGUAUAAAAAAACAACAUCGACUUUUUAAUUACACCAGAACGAGGAAAUAAUUAUGAUGAGAUGUCAUGGGUUAUUCCAUAAACAUAAACUUGUUAAGGAAGCUUGUAGUUGCUGUGUGUUCAACAAAUAAAGACUUGACUACAAAUAUAAUUUAUCAAUAUAACUGUGUACAUAAUUAUACACACAGAUAGUGGAAAUACAACUUCUUGAAUGUCACUAGUUGACUGACUCUGACCUUAUGAAUAUUUUAUUGUUCAACAUGUGGCCAUAUUGCGAUGCCAGUACAUAAAAAAUACUGUUUUUGCAUUAAUACCUUAUCAAUUUUAGUUGCAAGUACGAGACGAACCACAAUUAACCACAUUUAAUUGAAACCCUAUUAAGCAAUCUUAAUACUCAUAUUUCAAUGUAACUUGCUAUUGUAAAGCAUACUCAAUUGUGUUGGCAUAAGGUUGUAAUUUGUAUAGCAGAAUGCUCUCUAAUUGACUUGUAAAUAAGUUGUUUUGCUGGUUGAAAACAACAUGUCUGGGUAUGUUUUAGGGAAAAAUGUAAUGUUUUCCUCAUUGGACUUGCAGACAGAAUGAUUUAUUGGAAGAAUUAAUUUGCUGUUAUAACUGAAACCGUUUGACUGCCCUCAUGGGGGAUUUUACCAACAAAAUGUCCUUAAAAAAUACACUGUGGUCUUCCGCAACAAUUGUUUUAGUUUUUAUCCUUAAGAACUCUGAAUAUGGUUGUUAUUUUUGUAAAUAUUUAGCUUUGUUUACGGUUAUGAAUGUUGAUAAGAACAAUGUGUUAUUAUUUUACUGUUUGUGGGUAUAUUGACGUGUUUGGAGACAUGAGAUUGGUUCUAAAUUAUUAUUUGUAUGUUUCAAUAUAAUGUAAGGACUGUAGGUAGUAAGAUUUUGAUAAGAAAUUCUACAUUUUGUUUAUUAGUUAACAUGUCUCUAUUCCCAUGGAAACCAUAAUAUGUAAGUACUUUGUAAAAUAUCUCACAAUUGCAUCCUUUAAAGUCUAAUUUAUUAGGGGAAAAUGUGAAUCAAACAAAAUUUGAUUUUGCUUGGGAACUACCCACUAUAAAAUACUGCUAGUAUUUCUUAAAUGUGAAUCAAAUGUUGAAGUAAUCUCCUAAUAAAUUCAAAGAUUAAGUGUGUUGUAAAUAGUUCCAUUAAUUUUACAUUUAGAAAGAAUUCUUAGAAAGGAUUGAACAGAAACUAGUUUUUAAAUUUAAAACAAGUAUCAUAGCAUUAUGUUUUUUUGUUAUUCUGACACAAAAAUUAUGUUGUGUACUCUGUCACUCAUUAUUGCUAUUUCACCUAUGAUUUCUAAGCAUUUCAUACUGGAUAGAUUACAAAAAGAUAGUUUGUUUUAAAGAUUUUGAUAUAGGUAAAUAGGAAGAAUGAGUGAUCUCCAUGAAGGCAGUCUAAUUUAUUAUAAUUUCACAAUAAUUGUGAAUCAUGUGAUAGAUCUGAAAUUAUAAUUUACGAUUUUAAUUUAAGUAAAAAAAACGAAAGAUUAUUGAUUAAAUUUUUUUUUGGUAUGA
Molecule: messenger RNA, 3325 nt
Organism: Spodoptera frugiperda (fall armyworm)
Lineage: Eukaryota; Metazoa; Arthropoda; Insecta; Lepidoptera; Noctuidae
Gene: serpin-4
Product: serine protease inhibitor 77Ba
Exons: 1
Coding region: 429-1679 (416 amino acids)
Molecular function (GO): serine-type endopeptidase inhibitor activity
Source: RefSeq, a predicted model, not a curated record